CUCAAUUAACCUUUUCUUGACAGAAAAUUAAGAACUUAAUGAGAAUUAUAGAAUCCUCUACCAAACACAAUCAUUUCUUAAAUACAUCUCUUUUUAUUCUUCCUUUCAUUAUCUUCUCAAUCCACAUUUUCCACCAAACAUCAAAAUUAAAUUAACCAUAUCAUUUUCCCGGAAAAUUCCCCUGCAAAUUUUCUCUUCAUAGAAAAUUCAUUCUCUUCAACUUCAUCAUGGCUUGUAACCAUAGCCAUGACUCUGUACAAGUAAUUUCUUCAAUGGUGUUAUUGGUGUUAAUGAUGGUGUUGAGUUUAUCUUCACAGACUUGUUACAGUUUUGGCAAAUUCGGAUUGGAUAUCCAUCAUAGAUUCUCCGAUCCAGUUACUCAGAUUCUAGGCAUUGAUGAUGAAUUUUUACCUCAAAAAGGAACUCCUCAAUAUUAUUCUGCAAUGGUUCAUAGAGAUCGCGUUUUUCACGGUCGUCGACUUGCCGUUGAUCACCGUACUCCGGUCACUUUCGCCGCCGGCAAUGAAACUCUUCGAAUUGCUGCAUUUGGAUUUUUGCAUUUUGCCAAUGUUUCCGUUGGGACACCGCCUUUGUGGUUUUUGGUGGCGUUAGAUACCGGGAGUGACUUGUUCUGGUUACCUUGUAAUUGUACCAGUUGCGUGCGUGGCUUAAAGACACAAACUGGGAAGACAAUUGAUCUUAAUAUCUAUGAGCUUGAUAAGUCAUCUACAAGGGAAAAUGUUCCAUGCAAUAGCAACAUGUGUAAACAAACACAAUGCCCUUCAUCUCGUAGUAGUUGUCGCUAUGAAGUUGAGUAUCUUUCAAAUGAUACUUCGUCUUCUGGAUUCUUGAUAGAAGAUGUCUUACACUUGAUUACAGAUAAUGAUCAAACAAAAGAUGUUGACACACAAAUUACUAUUGGUUGUGGCCAAGUUCAGACUGGUGUGUUUCUAAAUGGUGCAGCUCCAAAUGGUUUAUUUGGACUUGGUAUGGAAAAUGUAUCUGUUCCGAGCAUCCUAGCCCAAAAGGGGCUUAUUUCAGAUUCUUUUUCAAUGUGUUUUGGAUCUGAAGGUUCCGGAAGAAUCACAUUUGGUGAUACUGGCAGCUCGGACCAAGGAAAAACACCAUUCAACCUCAGGGAAUUGCAUCCAACCUAUAACAUCACCGUUACACAAAUUGUUGUGGGAGGAAAUGCUUCUGAUCUUGAGUUUCAUGCAAUUUUCGACUCUGGUACCUCGUUCACAUACCUAAAUGACCCAGCUUAUACACUAAUAUCUGAGAAGUUCAAUUCUCUGAUCAAAGCUGUUCGACAUUCACCUCAAUCACCCGAUUCUGAUCUCCCUUUUGAAUAUUGUUAUGACAUAAGUCCAGAUCAGACAAUUGAAGUUCCCUUUUUGAAUCUAACAAUGAAAGGUGGAGACGAUUAUUAUGUCACGGAUCCAAUAGUACCAGUUUCUAGUGAGGUUGAAGGAAAUCUUGUUUGUUUGGGGAUACAAAAAAGUGGCAAUUUGAAUAUCAUUGGACAAAACUUCAUGACUGGUUACCGUAUAGUCUUCGAUCGCGAGAACAUGAAUCUUGGUUGGAAGGAAUCUAACUGUACUGAUGAAGUGCUCUCCAAUACAAUGCCUAUAAACAAAUCUCACCCUCCUGCAAUUUCCCCUGCUAUUGCUGUGAAUCCUGUGGCUAAAUCAGAACCAUCAAGUAAUACUGGCAGACUUUCACCUAGUCAGUCAUUUAGGAUGAAGCCUACUUUUGCAUAUAUGGUGAUCCUUUUUACACUUAUAGCCUUCUUUUAGCAUCUUUCUGUCAUUCUAUUAUGUAUUGUUUAAAUUAAUAGGCUUAUUAAUUUUAUCAUACGAGAAGCAAUAUUGCUUCCUUUUUUGUGUUUUUUUUUUUAUAGUUUUCAUAGCAUUAAUUUGAUCUUGGGUUUGUAAAUAAUAAGUACAUAGCAAUAGCAGAGUUGUAAACUACAGAAAUUCCAUUCUCACAUUAUAUGUUAUACGGCAGUUGGUUGGAA
Molecule: messenger RNA, 2017 nt
Organism: Trifolium pratense (red clover)
Lineage: Eukaryota; Viridiplantae; Streptophyta; Magnoliopsida; Fabales; Fabaceae
Product: aspartyl protease family protein 1-like
Exons: 10
Coding region: 228-1796 (522 amino acids)
Biological process (GO): proteolysis
Molecular function (GO): aspartic-type endopeptidase activity
Source: RefSeq, a predicted model, not a curated record